Molecule: messenger RNA, 1668 nt
Organism: Diplodia corticola
Lineage: Eukaryota; Fungi; Ascomycota; Dothideomycetes; Botryosphaeriales; Botryosphaeriaceae
Exons: 4
Coding region: 1-1668 (555 amino acids)
Biological process (GO): carbohydrate transport; transmembrane transport
Cellular component (GO): membrane
Molecular function (GO): carbohydrate:proton symporter activity
Source: RefSeq, a predicted model, not a curated record
AUGUCUUCCUCUGGCUCAUUUGAUCCGCGCGUCCCCCCCAAGACCGGGGCCGCGAAAGUAUGGGAUGACAUUAAGACAUACCGAAGGACGUACUUGUUGACCGCCAUCGCAUCCUUCGGCGGCAUGCUGUUCGGUUGGGACACGGGCCUGAUCGGCGGCGUGUUGACCAUGGACGCCUUCCAACACUCGUUCAACCUCGAUCCGGACAGCGACUCCUUUGCCAAUCUCCAGGGGAACAUCGUUUCGGUUCUGCAGGGCGGUUGCUUCUUCGGCGCUGCCUCCUCGUUCUGGUUGAGCGACAAGGUUGGCCGCAAAUGGGCCCUCAUCCUCUCCGACCUCAUCUUCAUUAUCGGAUCCAUAAUCCAAACGACCUGCGCUCUCGGUACGACGAACGACCUUGCACAACUCUACGUCGGUCGCUUCAUUGGAGGCUUUGGCGUCGGUCUCAUCAGUGCCGUGGUUCCCACGUAUAUUGGAGAGAAUGCGAACAAGGAGAUCCGUGGACGCUGCAUUGGAUGCAUGCAACUGUUCAACGUCACGGGCAUCAUGCUGAGCUACUUUGUCAACUAUGGCAUCAGUAAUCACAUCAGCAGCGCUACCGAUUCGACCAAGUGGCGCGUCCCCUUCGCGCUGCAAAUGCUGCCCGGCGCUUUCCUCCUCCUCAUCGUUUUCCAGAACGAAUCGCCGCGUUGGCUGGUGGAGAAGAACCGGCUGGCGGAUGCUAAGCGUGCUCUGGCACACGUGCGUGCCAGAUCCGAAGAUGACGCCGUGUUGCUCCAGGAGCUCGAUGAGAUCAUCACCGACUUCCACGGCAAGGAGAGGCUUUCGCUGGUGACGCAAAUGAAGGCAGUCUGCGCCAACAAGAAGAUCUUCUAUCAGUCCAGCAUGGCGGUCGUCUUGAUGUUCUGGCAGCAGUGGACGGGGACGAACUCGAUCAACUAUUACUCGCCGCAGAUCUUCAAGAGCGUCGGACUUGCAAGCCAGUCUGCCGGGCUGUUCGCCACGGGAAUCUACGGGGUUGUGAAAGUCGUCUUCACUUCGCUCGGGCUGAUGCUCGGAGUGGAGCAGGCAGGGCGCAAAUGGUCCCUCAUCUGCGGUGCUGCGGGGCAAGCUUUCGCCAUGUUCUACAUCGGGGUGAACCAGGCGGUGCACCCCAACGACAGCAGCCUUUCGGGAAACAACAUCUUCUCCAUCAUCUGCGUCUACCUCUUCGUCAUCUUCUACUCGUUCGGGUGGGGCCCGAUCCCGUUCAUCCUGUCGUCUGAGUGUUCGCCGAACCACGUGCGGUCCCUGGUCAUGGCGGCUGCGUUGAUGACCCAAUGGCUCUUCAACUUCAUCAUCGCCAAGAUCACGCCCAUCAUGCUCGACCAGAUCACGUACGGAACGUUCCUCCUCUUCGGGGCUUGCUGCAUAAUCAUGCUCGUCUACGCGGUCCUGUGCGUGCCGGAGACCAAGGGCGUGCCGCUCGAAAGCGUCAACCUUCUCUUUGACGGAAACAUCAUCGCUGGGGCGACGAAGGACACGAUCCCGAGGUACAGCAGGGCGAAGAAGCUGCAAAACCACCAUCUGGGAAGAGGGGACGAGAACUGGGCGGGUGCAAAAAGCGUGGAUGACAACGAGCAGGAUGGGCGGAAGGGGGCGAAUGUGAAUUAUGUGGAGCAGGCUUGA